Messenger RNA from Athene cunicularia (burrowing owl), 637 nucleotides. RefSeq names its product ribosomal protein L18a (gene RPL18A). The annotation marks the transcript as partial. Lineage: Eukaryota; Metazoa; Chordata; Aves; Strigiformes; Strigidae. The transcript has 4 exons. Gene Ontology annotation, cellular component: ribosome; cytosolic large ribosomal subunit. Gene Ontology annotation, molecular function: structural constituent of ribosome. Gene Ontology annotation, biological process: translation. The record is from RefSeq and is a predicted model, not a curated record.
CCGCGGCGGCUGGGCCGGCGGCGCGGAGGGGCUCACGCUGCGGGCGGCCUGUCUUCUGUCUUCCUCCAGCUGCGGGAGUACAAGGUGGUCGGGCGAUGCCUGCCCACGCCGAAAUGCACGACCCCCCCUCUCUACCGCAUGCGGAUCUUCGCUCCGAACCAUGUUGUCGCCAAGUCCCGGUUCUGGUACUUCGUUUCUCAGCUGAAGAAGAUGAAGAAGUCUUCUGGAGAGAUUGUGUACUGUGGCCAGGUCUAUGAGAAGUCCCCUCUGCGGGUCAAAAAUUUUGGUAUUUGGUUGCGCUAUGAUUCUCGUAGCGGAACUCACAACAUGUACAGGGAAUACAGGGAUUUGACCACGGCUGGUGCUGUCACUCAGUGCUACCGUGAUAUGGGAGCCCGUCACCGUGCCCGUGCUCACUCUAUUCAGAUCAUGAAAGUUGAGGAAAUUGCUGCUAGCAAGUGCCGUAGACCAGCAGUCAAGCAGUUUCAUGAUUCUAAAAUCAAAUUCCCUCUGCCACACAGAGUUCUGCGUCGCCAGCACAAGCCACGUUUCACCACCAAGAGACCAAAUACUUUCUUUUAAAUAUGAAAACGUGCUAUCAACUCUGUGUUGUAAUAAAGGUCUUAUCUGAAUCUUU